Molecule: messenger RNA, 3705 nt
Organism: Cheilinus undulatus (humphead wrasse)
Lineage: Eukaryota; Metazoa; Chordata; Actinopteri; Labriformes; Labridae
Gene: prdm5
Product: PR domain containing 5
Exons: 16
Coding region: 129-2024 (631 amino acids)
Biological process (GO): regulation of transcription by RNA polymerase II
Cellular component (GO): nucleus
Molecular function (GO): DNA-binding transcription activator activity, RNA polymerase II-specific; RNA polymerase II cis-regulatory region sequence-specific DNA binding; protein binding
Source: RefSeq, a predicted model, not a curated record
GCAAGAGUUCAACCUGGACCGUUUCUACAAGAAACUAUCAGCUCUAAAUUCAAACUGACAUGCUUAUCCACUUUCGCUGACACACGUGAAAUCCAACUUAUUGUCAUUGGAGGAAACUUCCCCCAGUAAUGACAAUGUUGGGGAUGUACGUGCCAGACAGAUUUUCCCUGAAAUCGUCAAAGGUCCAGGAUGGAAUCGGUCUGUACACGGCGAGGCGGGUGAAAAAGGGAGAAAAGUUUGGCCCCUUUGCAGGCGAGAGAAAGCUGCCCAAUGAGCUGGAUGAAAGCUCGGACACCAGGCUCAUGUGGGAGGUGCGUGGCAGUAAAGGAGACGUGCUGUAUAUUCUGGAUGCGAGUAACCCACGGCAUGCCAACUGGCUGCGGUUUGUCCAUCAGGCGCCGUCACAGGAGCAGAAGAACUUGGCAGCCAUACAGGAUGGAGAGAACAUCUUUUACCUGGCUGUGGAUGACAUUGAGACGGACACAGAGCUCCUGAUUGGCUACCUGGACAGUGAUAUGGAGGAGGAAGAGGAGGAGGAAGAGGAAGAAGAUGUCAAGGAUGAGGAUGAAAACAGUAAAGAUGCUAAGCACCUUGUUAAAAUGGAGCUGGUCAUAAAGAAGGAGGACCACCCGUGCCUGCUGUGUGAGAGCAGUUUUCCCAGUGAGGAGAUCCUGGCGGCCCACCUUCAGAGUCUACACCAGAGACCCAGCACGGAGGAGAAAGAGUUCAAAUGUAGAAACUGUGGCAAGAAGUUUCCCAUCAAACAGGCUCUGCAGCGCCAUGUUUUGCAUUGUUCUGAGUCACUGGAUCCAUCAGGCGACUCUAAGGCGCACCAGUGCUCGCUCUGCCACAACACAUUCAGCUCUGAAUCCAGUUUCGAGCAGCACAAAGAAGCGUGUAAAGGAGACGCCCGGUUCAUCUGUAAAGCUGAGAGCUGUGGCAAAAGAUUCAAGAGCAAGGACGCUCUGAAGAAGCAUAAAGGAAACGUUCAUACAGGGAGUGCACGCCGGAAACUGACGUGCAACAUAUGUAACAGAAAAUGCUCCUCCUCUCUGAAUCUACAGCAGCACAGAAAGGUACAUGAAAUCUUUGAAUGCCAUGCGUGUGACAAGAAGUUCAUUUCUACAAAUCAGCUGAAACGCCACAUGAUCACACACUCAGAAAAGCGGCCGUACACCUGUGAGAUCUGCAGCCGCUCCUUCAAGCGUCUGGACCAGGUGACGGCUCAUAAGAUCAUCCACAGCGAGGACAAACCGUAUAAAUGUAAACUGUGUGGGAAAGAGUUUGCUCACCGCAACGUCUACAAGAAUCACAAGAAGACCCACUCUGAGGAGAGACCCUUCCAGUGUGAGGAGUGCAAAGCUUUGUUUCGCACCCCCUUUUCUCUGCAGCGUCACCUUCUCAUCCACAACAGUGAGAGGACAUUCAAGUGCGACCAGUGCGACGCCACCUUCAAGAGGAAGGACACGCUCAACGUGCACAUACAGGUGGUGCAUGAUGGCCAUAAGAAGUACAAGUGCGACCUGUGUGAGAAGGCCUUUGUCACGCCGUCUGUCCUCAAGAGCCACAAGAAGACUCACACAGGGGAGAAGGAGAAGAUCUGCCCGUACUGCGGACAGAAGUUUGCCAGCAACGGCACGCUGAGGGUCCACAUCCGCAGCCACACAGGUGAGCGUCCAUACCAGUGCCCGUACUGUGACAAAGCUUUCAGCAAGAAUGAUGGCCUGAAGAUGCACAUCCGCACGCACACUCGAGAAAAGCCGUAUAAAUGCAGCGAGUGCAACAAAGCCUUCAGCCAGAAACGAGGGCUGGACGAGCACAUGAGGACCCACACGGGAGAGAAACCUUUCCAAUGUGAUGUGUGUGACCUGUCGUUCAGCUUAAAGAAGAUGCUCAGCAGACACAAGCUCACACACAACCCCAACCGUCCGAUGGCAGAGUGCCAGCUGUGCCACAAGAAGUUCACCAGGAACGACUACCUCAAAGUGCACAUGGAGAACGUCCACGGAGAGACGGAGGGUUAGAGCGGCUCACAGGAGCAGACGUUAUCAGAUAAAGUUCAUACAGCCGCCCUGGCCUUUACAUACAGAAUAUGCAGAUGUAUAGAUAGCAGAGACUGGCUUAUUAAAGAUACAUACAUGUGGAAAUGGGAAACAUUUGGGCGAGUAUUUCCUGAUUGAAACAUGGCUGUACAUUUGUAGUGUUUCUUUCGUACUGUAAGAUAUGGUUUUAGAUAUGUUGGAGCAGAGCCGCCGCUGUGUCUGCUCUCUGAAUGUCAGAUGUUUUUCUGCUUUCUUACCAGUUUUACUGUUCAUACUGUUACAUCCUGACCUCUGAUUUUGUUCUGACCAGCCUUUUGAAAACUUUACUGUACAUCUGUGUCUACUGUCCAUGUCUGAAAAGACGCCGUACACCAUGGAUGGAUUCUGGAGCCAUCAGACUCCACUGGUCUCAGAACAAAGAGUCUCUUUUGGUGCAUUUUCAUAUGUGUUACUGGUUCAACUUGACUCAACUCUCAACCAGGCACUUCAUUUUCCUUUACAGAGUAUACUAUAAUAGUAACGCCUCAAUGAAGGGGCAUCAGCAUAGCGUGCAAAACUGCUACUUCCAACACAGCCACAAUGGGGGACAAUGAGGUGAUACUGUACCUGGUUAUCAUUCUGCAGCUUUUUAUUGGCGAGUUUUAUUCCAGAGACUGAGCAAGCAGCAUGAAAAUAUAACGCUGAAAAGUACAGGAGAGUUUGUGAAGUCGUAUAGCAGUGUAAAGUCAACUGGGGUUUGACUCCUGUGUCGGACAUCUCACUUAUGACGCUCCUAGUGGUGAUACUUUGGUUGGUAAUGUCACAUUUUAGGAUGAACUCAGCUUACCUGGAACCACCGGUACCACGUAUGAAUAAAAAAAAAUAUUAGUCAAACAAAUUGAGCCGUAAAAGCACCAUUUGUUGUGUCUAACAUCUCUUUUUAAAGUCUCUUCUUUGUUGUUUGGCAUCUUUAAAUACAUUUCUUUGACUCCAUGUAGCAAUCUUCACUGCAAAAUUCAAAGUGUAUUUUUUAUUUCAAGUCAAAAACAACUCAUUUCACUUAAUUAAAGCAGCAUUUACUCGGUUAGCUAAGGAGAAGAAAGCAUAAAGUCUAAAUGAGUUAUCUCAGAGGUCACCAAUCUGUAGAUCAAGAUCUCCUGGUAGAUCUUUGAGACUUGAUGUGUCCACAUCUAACUUUAAGCUUCCUUCACCCUUCAGUAUGGACAGUUAAUACACUUAUAGAUUGCUGGCAUUGGGCCGGACUUCGUAUCUCCAAAAUCACCAGGGAUUUUAUCAGGGAACAAACAAAAAAACGCUGUAUUUUAAAUUAACACUGAAUGCUGUAAGACCAAACAGUUGUUAAAAAGAAUUCGCUAUUUCAGCUCUAUUUUGCUGAGUUGAUUGAACACGUUUUUAGUUUUAAAUAAACAGUACUCAAUCAUUGUAGGUAUUUUUUGUCAUUGUACUCAAAUAAUUUGACAAGCAUUACCUAAUCUGCAGAAUUAUCACUUUUGCACCAUUAGUGAAGUUACUGACUCAGUUAGAGAAAUCCCACCUGUGGCGCACAACUGAUGGAAGCAGAGUUAAUAUCGUGGACUAAAACUAUGACUAAAACUGUACAUGGACAGCCUUUUUGUCCAUGACAAAAACUAGACUAAGACUAACAAAAAUAGAUGACUAUAAA